Messenger RNA from Lasiodiplodia theobromae, 1095 nucleotides. Its product is annotated as Oxidoreductase. Bases 1 to 1095 code for a protein of 364 amino acids. The transcript is spliced from 3 exons. Lineage: Eukaryota; Fungi; Ascomycota; Dothideomycetes; Botryosphaeriales; Botryosphaeriaceae. The record is from RefSeq and is a predicted model, not a curated record. Gene Ontology annotation, molecular function: oxidoreductase activity, acting on NAD(P)H.
AUGGCUGAACCUGCUAAUAUUGCUGCUUUCCUCAUGGCUGAGAAGGCGUACCCGCUGGAAGUCCGGGAAUCUCCCUACCCCACGCCUGUCAAGGACGAAGUAGUGAUCAAAACAGCUGCAAUCGCCAUCAAUCCUGUCGACUGGAUUGUGCAAGCUACGGCUGUGAUUCCCUUUCCAUACCCUUGGAUUCUCGGCCGCGACUGCGCCGGCACCAUCGUCGCCAUCGGCCCCGCCCAAACCACCCACCGCGUCGGCGACCGCGUCCUCGGUCUCGCCGUCGGCUUCGCCACCAAAGACCCCUCCUGCAGCGCCUUCCAGGCUUACGUAAAGCUCUCGCCACCCCUAGUCACGAAGAUACCGCCGGCGAUCUCCUUCGUCGACGCAGCGGUGCUGCCGCUCGGCACGGCGACGGCGGCCGCGGGCCUUUUUGAAGACUACCUGCUGGGGCUGCGGCUGCCAUCGUCAUCGCCGCCAUCGCGUGGGUUAGAGGCUGAGACGGGCGUGGCGGAGAGCGAGCGCGAGGCGGCGGCGGUGGUGGUGUGGGGCGCGGCGAGCAGCGUGGGCAGCUGCGCCGUUCAGCUCGCGGUGCAGGCUGGCUACGUCGUGCUCGCGACGGCGUCGCCGGCGAACUUUGCGUAUGCACGGGAUGAGCUGGGCGCCACGGCUGUGUUCGACUACAAGAUCGCGGGCGUUGUCGAAGAGAUUGUGCGGGUUGUGGAGGCGGGCCGGUACAGGCUCGCCGGAGUGUUUGAUGCGGUGGGUGGGGGCGGCGCGGUCGAGAAGUGCGUCGAGAUUGCGGCCAUGGUACGCAAGGGGAGCAGGCUGGUGUGCACAGUGAGGCCGCUACCGGACGAGUUGAGCCAGAAGUUGCCCGAGGGUGUGCAGUGCGGGCAAGUCAUGGCGAGUGAGAUUAGGAAUACGCCUGUUGGCCCUGCCGUGUUUGAGCAAUUUUUGCCGAAGGCUCUGAAGGACGGUCGAUUCAAGUGCUUGCCCGGACCAGAAGUUGUUGGAGAGGGGCUGCACAGCUUGCAAAAAGGGUUGGAUGAAUUGAAAGCAGGGGUUUCGGCGAAGAAGCUGGUAAUCGUCAUGCCGUAG